CACUGACAGGUCUAUGUUCCACUUCAAAACAUCGUAUUUGUUGUAUUUCUCACAACAUUCAACAUUGGAAUUUGUACCCAUUUAGAGAGUCUAAAAAGUGGCAAAUUAUCUCUCCCAUACUGCAUCAAUUUUUACUCCGAAACUAGGCAAGUCAAAGUUUAGGGACCCAAUUCAUAUAAGAUAUCCGCAGUUUGCAUUCGUCUAGCUUGGUGAAAGUUUUUUGUUAGUUCAAACCGUAUUUCCUCAAAAUGGUUCGCGUAUUUGUUGUUGGUGUAGGAAUGACUAAGUUUGAGAAACCUGGAGUGAGACAAGAUGAUUACCCAGAAUUUGCUAAAGAAGCUAUUGAAAAGGCCCUUUAUGACUCAAAACUCAAUAUAAAAGACAUUGAACUGGCUACAGUUGGAUAUGUAUAUGGCGACUCCACUUGUGGCCAAAGGGCGAUAUAUGAAGUUGGUAUGACUGGAGUACCAAUUUUCAACCUAAAUAAUAAUUGUUCUACAGGAUCAAGUGCCUUAUUGAUUGCUAAACAAUUUGUUGAAUCUGGUAAGGAUUGUGUGUUAGCUUUAGGAUUUGAGAAAAUGGAAAGAGGAAGCCUGACAUCAAAAUUUACUGAUAGAACAAAUCCUAUGGAUAAACAUGUUACUCUGAUGGCUGACCUUGUUGGUCUCAAUGAAGCACCGAUAACAGCUCAAAUGUUUGGCAAUGCUGGAUUAGAACAUAUGAAAAAGUAUGGCACUAAGCCUGAACAUUUUGCUAAAAUUGCUUACAAAAACCAUAAGCAUUCUGUCAAUAAUCCCAAUUCGCAAUUCAGAGAGGAAUAUUCUCUGGAAAAAAUCAUGAAUUCUCCUGUAGUAUUUGGACCUCUGACCAAAUUGCAGUGCUGCCCAACUAGUGACGGUGCUGCUGCUGCUAUUAUAGCUUCUGAAAGAUUUGUCAGGUCUCAUGGACUUGAGAAGCAAGCAGUUGAGAUUCUUGGUAUCGAAAUGGCGACUGAUACACCCUCUACUUUUGCUGAAAGAAGUUUGAUGAAACUUGUUGGCUAUGACAUGACAAAAAAUGCAGCUGAACGUUUAUUCCACAAGACUGGCGUCAAACCCACAGAUGUACAAGUUGUGGAACUUCAUGAUUGCUUCUCAGCAAAUGAGCUCAUAACUUACGAAGCUCUUGGUCUUUGCCCUCCUGGUAAAGCUGGAGAACUCAUCGACAGGGGUGAUAACACCUAUGGCGGAAAAUAUGUAAUUAAUCCAAGUGGUGGCCUCAUCUCAAAAGGCCACCCUCUUGGUGCAACCGGUUUGGCACAGUGUGCUGAACUUUGUUGGCAACUUAGAGGGGAAGCUGGAGCUAGACAAGUACCUGGGGCUAGGCUUGCUCUACAACACAAUAUUGGUCUUGGUGGUGCUGUGGUGGUUGCUCUCUAUGCUAAAGGAUUCCCUUCAUCAAACAAUAAUGUUAAUGUGAGGAAAACUAGCUCUAGUUCAAAUGGUGAAGGUUUCAUUGUAACCCCUUACAUGAAAAUCUUGGAACAAAUCAUGUUGAUUGACCCUGACAACACGGUAGAUAAAUUCAGAGGAGUAUACGGACUGAAGGUUAUAAAGGAAAAUGGGGAAGAAGGAUUUUGGAUUAUAAACACAAAGACUGGAAAGGGAACAAUUGAAUUUAAUUCAAAAGUCAAGCCUGAUGUUACGAUAAUAAUUAAAGAUAAUGAUAUAAUAGAGUUGUUUUCUGGUAAAAUCAAUCCACAGAAAGCGUUCUUUCAAGGCAAGGUGAAGAUUCAAGGGAAUAUAGGUCUGGCCAUGAAACUGACUGAACUGCAGAGAAUUGUAAAACAAAGAAUUGUUAAUAUUACUGCAAAAUUAUAAAUAUUUAAUUACAUGUUUGGGUUAGGUAUACAAAUUACUUAUUGUUAAUUUUUUACUAUGUUUUAAUAUUGAAUGUUAUAUGUUGUGGGUCACAAAUAUAUUUUAUGGAUUUUC
This is a messenger RNA of Coccinella septempunctata (seven-spotted ladybird), 1973 nucleotides long. RefSeq names its product sterol carrier protein 2 (gene ScpX). Bases 249 to 1859 code for a protein of 536 amino acids. The transcript is spliced from 8 exons. The record is from RefSeq and is a predicted model, not a curated record. Lineage: Eukaryota; Metazoa; Arthropoda; Insecta; Coleoptera; Coccinellidae. Gene Ontology annotation, molecular function: acyltransferase activity, transferring groups other than amino-acyl groups.